Molecule: messenger RNA, 2592 nt
Organism: Arachis duranensis
Lineage: Eukaryota; Viridiplantae; Streptophyta; Magnoliopsida; Fabales; Fabaceae
Exons: 5
Coding region: 1-2592 (863 amino acids)
Source: RefSeq, a predicted model, not a curated record
AUGUCUUUUGCUGCAAAAAUCAGAUCAUUGUAUGUAGUCAUCUUCCAACAGGGGAUGAUAAGUUUGCUGAAGUCCUUAAUUUGCACAGUAAAAGCCAAUUAUAUGGAUCUUCAACCAGAUACUGAUAAAACCUGGAUUUCAAAAUCACGGAGUAGUGUGAAAUAUAGGCAAGGACUGAACCAUUUUUUAGACUUUGCGUUUGCGAAUGCAUCCUCCGAUGGCAUGAUAAAGUGUCCAUGUCCUAAAUGCGGGUUUCAACUUAUGCAAACAAGAGAGGAUGCAUACGACCAUCUAUUGUUACGACCAUUUCCGCCUGGAUAUACUAUUUGGGUGCGUCAUGGUGAGAAGCCGGUUGAAGAGAGGCCUGGAUUGGGACGAGUAGAUGACAAUCUGAUAUCCCAAGUGAAUCAAAUGCACCAAAUGGUCAACGAGGCAUUCAAUUUCACGAUCCAACAUGGGAGUGAGGACAUCACAACAAUCGAACAUGCAAAAGAUGAUGAAGGCGUGUUACCGAGCCUGUAUGAAGGUCCAAGUCACGCGGCGCGAGAUUUUAACGAUCUACUGUCAGAUGGAGAACAGGAGUUAUAUCCCGGAUGCUCAAAGUACUCCAAAUUAUCGUUUUUAGUGAAAAUUUAUCAUAUCAAGUGUAUGUGUGGUGUGAGUGACAAGACAAUGACAAUGAUUCUUGACUUACUACGGGACGCAUUCGAACAAGCAAAACUUCCAAAGACAGUGUAUGAAGCCAGGAAGACAAUAAGAAAGCUGGGUAUUGAAUACGCCAAGAUAGAUGCUUGUCCAAAUGAUUGUAUGCUAUACCGAGGUGAUGAUGCGAACCUGACUAGGUGCAAGAAAUGUGGGUGUUCAAGAUGGAAGCAGAAGACCAAAAAGGGCUUUAUUCUUAGGCUCAACAUACCAGUGAAGAGAAAUGGAAAACUUAUAGCAGCCAAGACCCUUCGUUACUUUCCCCUCAUACCACGACUGCAGUGGUUAUUUAUGUGCAGCAAGACAUCGAGUGAUAGGUUAUGGCAUAAACAGGCGUCUAAUAACGAUGGUUUCCUUAGACAUCCAAGGGACGCUGAAGCAUGGAAAAAGUUUGAUGUAAAGUAUAAUAAUUUUUCGGCGGAUCCACGAAAUGUUUGCCUAGCCUUGGCGAGCGAUGGAUUUAAUCCCUUUGGGAAUAUGAGCACAAAGUACUCCAUCUGGCCUGUGAUUCUUAUUCCGUAUAAUCUACCACCCUGGAUUUGCAUGAAGCAGACAUCUUUCAUUCUAUCCACGCUUAUUCCUGGGCCGAAAAUGCCAGGUAACGACAUAGAUGUUUAUUUGCAGCCUUUGAUUGAUGAGUUGAAGCAAUUAUGGGAUGGCGUUGAAACCUAUAAUGCCAAAGAGGGAAACACUUUCAAGAUGUGUGCGGCACUAAUGUGGACUAUCAACGACUUUCCAGGAUUGGGAAACCUAUCCGGCUGGAAUACGCACAGUGGAGAUCCGCCAAAGAAGUUAUCUGGAACAGAUGUAUUGAGGCAGCAGUCUAAUGUGCACGUUUCAUUUGGGAAGAGUUCAAGUGUGACAUCUAAAAAAAGACGCAAUGGCCAGGAUACGGAUGAAGAUGAUUCACAUUGGAAGAAGAAGAGUGUUUUCUUUGACCUCCCGUACUGGGAGGAUCAGAUGUUGCGUCAUAACCUCGAUGUGAUGCAUAUAGAGAAAAACGUGUGUGAUAAUGUGGUCUUCACUAUCUUAAACGAUUGUAGCAAAUCAAAGGACAAUAUUAAAGCUCGCAAAGAUUUACAAUGCAUGGGUAUAAGGCUUGAAUUAUGGUCAGAGGAAGGUGGUAAAUAUCCUUCUGCAAUAUUUGCGAUGUCGAAUUCACAGAGGGAUAUUUUCCUGAAGACUUUGCAGAAUGUGAUAUUUCCAGAUGGUUACUCUAGUAACGUUGCUCGUUGUGUUGAUUUGCAACAGCGCAAGUUAUAUGGGUUGAAAAGUCAUGACUAUCAUAUUCUGAUGGAACAAUUACUCUCAAUUUUGGUGAAGUUCUCACUUCCGAGUCCGGUGUCCAAUGUGAUUGCAAAUUGGUCGUCUUUUUUCCGAGAACUUUGUGGGAAAGCCAUAAAUUCUAUGCAGCUUGCUGAGCUUCAGAAUCAUGUUGUGCAAACCUUGUGUCAGAUGGAAAUGAUUUUUCCUCCAUCCCUCUUCACCGUCAUGGUUCACCUCACCAUGCAUCUCGUUGAUGAGGUUACUCUUGGUGGACUCGUACAUUAUAGGUGGAUGUAUCCAAUAGAAAGGUAUUUAGGACGUCUGAAGCAAUAUGUUCGUAAUAGAGCACAACCAGAAGGCUCAAUUGCAGAAGGCUAUUUAUCUGAGGAAAUCCUGACUUUCUGUUCUAGGUAUUUAGAUAAUAUUGAGACUAGAAUCAACCGACCAGGGCAAGUUGACGAUGAGCCUGUUGACAUUCCUCACAAUUCAAGGGAGAGUAUCUUCCCAGCUAUUGGCAAGGCAUUAGGGGCAUUUUCGCAUUUCGAACUCACUCCAAUGGAAAAACAUCAAGCUCAUCGUCAUGUGCUAGUCAACUGCGAUGUCGUGGUUCCGUUCCUUGAGUAA